Neodiprion virginianus is the source of this 798-nucleotide messenger RNA. RefSeq names its product cytochrome c oxidase subunit 5A, mitochondrial (gene COX5A). The record is from RefSeq and is a predicted model, not a curated record. Gene Ontology annotation, biological process: mitochondrial electron transport, cytochrome c to oxygen. The transcript has 2 exons. The coding region runs from base 197 to 658 and encodes 153 amino acids. Gene Ontology annotation, cellular component: mitochondrial inner membrane. Lineage: Eukaryota; Metazoa; Arthropoda; Insecta; Hymenoptera; Diprionidae.
GUAGAGGGUUGGUACCAAUUCGUUUCCGGUCAACCAUCCAGGGAUCUCAUCGUCUUUUACGCAACGAAACGAAAGAGAAAAAGAAAGCUUUGUGAGAGAAGUGGUGUUCGUGAUUGGGCCGUGUCGAAUUCUCUUCAUCACAUUUUGGAGUAAAACUAGGUGGUUCCUCAGUCAUAUCAAAUUCCCGGCGUAAAAAAUGCUGCGUAUUGUGGCUGGUCGCGUUGGUUCGGCGAUGAGGAGCUCACUCGUCCCUCGGGCAGCAACUGCUGGUCUUCAAAACAGUCGUGCCUCCCAUGGCGGUCCCCAGGAAUCCGACGAGGAGUUCGAUGCCAGAUACGAGGCCUUCUUCAACCGCCCGGACAUAGAUGGAUGGGAAAUUCGAAAGGCAAUGAACGAUCUCGCUGGUAUGGAUCUCAUCCCUGAGCCAAAAAUCAUCUGUGCUGCGUUAAAGGCUUGCCGAAGGCUCAACGAUUUUGCCUUAGCAGUAAGAUAUCUAGAAUCUAUAAAGGAUAAAUGUGGUCCCAAAGUGGGUGAGAUUUAUCCAUAUCUACUUGAGAAUAUUAAGCCCACAUUGGAGGAGCUGGGUAUCAACACACCUGAGGAAAUGGGUUACGACAAGCCAGAGUUGGCUCUUCAAUCAGUGUAUGAUAUCCACUAAUUCGAGCCAAGCCGUCAAGCUAGUCUCCUUAUCAACACAUAGAAAUUCGGAACCGUUGAAACAAUAUUUAAAUCAUACAUUCUAUGAAUAACCAGAUCAUGUACAGUAUAAAAAUUUAAAUAAAUAAUUAUUUAAACUGA